Messenger RNA from Dendroctonus ponderosae (mountain pine beetle), 875 nucleotides. RefSeq lists its product as uncharacterized. The coding region runs from base 80 to 853 and encodes 257 amino acids. The transcript is spliced from 4 exons. The record is from RefSeq and is a predicted model, not a curated record. Lineage: Eukaryota; Metazoa; Arthropoda; Insecta; Coleoptera; Curculionidae. Gene Ontology annotation, molecular function: zinc ion binding.
AUGGAUUAAAAAUGUUGUGUGAUAGUGACAUUCGGAUUUUGUCGAGCGGUCGAAAUAAUGAUUAAAUUUCCAUCGAGUGAUGAGCAAUGAAAAAGACAGCAAUGACGAGAUUGGAAAAUCCACUUCGAGCACCUCAGAAGUGGUGGACAGCACAGAUCUAACAACAUCAAUUGAGCCAAACAUCCUAAGCUCAGAACCGCAAAGCGAUGAAAAUGAAGAGAUAACGCUUGAAGAGAAUGUUCAAGAACCAACAACUUCGACACGGAAUUUUACAGACGCUUCAUCAAUCGACGAACCCGAUGUGAGUCGUUUGACCAGCUCACAGCCUAAUCUUGGCACACCUAAGGCUGAUGUGUAUUUGGUGCGGACUCCUGCUGGAGGUUUAGUAAACUCCACCAAUGCUAUGCAUGGGGAAAUCUUUCUGAAGAAAGUGAGCUCUAAAAAGAGUGUGAAGCGCAUUCCUCCCUCGUAUUCGACGGUCCUCAAACUGGGCCCAGCCCUCAGCGACUUUGCCUCUGAUGCUUAUCCUUCUAUUCCAUUUAUCACUCGACAACCUCCUCCUUCAUAUGCGGAGGUUCAUGGAGGCUGGGACGAAAACCCCAGUAUAGUUUCAGCUGAUUCCUAUUCUCUAGGGCCAAACCCGCUUUAUAUUUCCUGUCCCCGAUGUCGGACAAUCGUGAUAUCGGACAUUCACACUGAAAGAUCCAACCUGUCCUACAUAAUAUCGGCAGUUCUGUGUGUUUGCCUCUGCUGGCCCUGCUGUUUGCUGCCUUUCUGCUUGAAAUCGUGCAGGAACACUUAUCAUUUUUGCCCCACCUGCCACUACUAUUUGGGCGUCUACCGACCAUGCUGAAUAAACUCUUCAAAAAAAAAAA